AUGAGACUCAUCUUUGAAGCAUGUUCAGUGAUCUUCACACUAGGCAACCUGCUGGCUUCUCAGUCACAAUCUCCCGGUUGGGAAGAUACCAUCAGCACCACAAUAAUCAAUUUCAAUAAUGAGAAGAUGCAGAUCACAUGGGCAGCAAGAGAACUAUUUCCUGAUGAGAAUGUGUCAUUUUCUUAUACAUUUGAUGAAAGCAAGCAUAAGGUUUGGAAGCUAUGUCCCACCUAUUUAUUGGAUCAAGAUUAUAAUUCUGGAUGUCUUUUUAAGACAGAAGGACCCACCCUUGCCAUCUCUAUCAGGAACAGCAAUGGAAGUGAAGAGCUUUUUUCUAAAAGACUAAAAUCUGAAUUUUAUAUAAAGCCAAAUCAACCAGAAAAUGUGACCUUCUUCUGGAAAGAGGACACCGUUACUGUAAGCUGUAAUAAACCAGAGAGAGCUGUGAAGUGCUUGAGACUUGAGCUUCAAUACAAAAGCAAGUUUGACAAAGACUGGCAAUCCAGAAUUUCUAAGUGUUGCAGUGUUGGAGAGCAAGGGUUUGAUCCAAGAAAAUGCUAUUCUCUCCGGGUCAGACUGAAGAGGCUAGUACCCUACUGCAACGUAGUUAAUUACAGCAGUGACUGGGAAGCAGAAACGUUUUGGAUGAAUGGCACAUUAUUAGAUUCAUGUGAUGGUGAUAUAAAACCUCAGUCAAGCACAGUAAUUGUUUUAAGCUGUUUGCUGGCAGUACUUCUAAUGAUACUUACCCUCUUGAUUCUUCUGUGUAAAUGGCAGAGGCUUCAAAAAUCAGUCAUGCCUGCUAUACCAGAUCCAAAAUACAUAUUUGCUGAUCUCUUCAAUGAUCAUAAUGGAAACUUCCAGGAAUGGAUAGAUAAAACUGAUUGUGCAACAGUACAAACCAAGCUAGAAUAUGAAGAGCCAGAGUGUAUCGUUGAGGCAGAAAGCCAGCAAGAAGACGAGAAGAAUAGUGACAAACAGGGCCCUCAAGAAAAAAUCUUCAGUUUUUCAAGAGCAGCUGAAAAUAAUGACCCCAAAGCAGCUCAGAUUGCCUGCCUGAUGCCAACAUCCAACACUAUAGCUUCUUUUGCUGGCUUCCAGAUUUUAAUGAAUGAUGACAUGUAUGUGAUGUUAUAA
Pelecanus crispus (Dalmatian pelican) is the source of this 1137-nucleotide messenger RNA. RefSeq names its product cytokine receptor like factor 2 (gene CRLF2). The record is from RefSeq and is a predicted model, not a curated record. Lineage: Eukaryota; Metazoa; Chordata; Aves; Pelecaniformes; Pelecanidae. Gene Ontology annotation, molecular function: protein binding.